Plectropomus leopardus (leopard coralgrouper) is the source of this 602-nucleotide messenger RNA. The record is from RefSeq and is a predicted model, not a curated record. NCBI's taxonomy places the organism in Eukaryota, Metazoa, Chordata, Actinopteri, Perciformes, Serranidae.
AUGAGGGCCUCCACCAGCUGGUACAUCCCAGAAAAGUCUCCGCUCUACACAUCCAUUACCAUGAAAUUUGAUGAAAAUUUAAAAGGCUUUUUUGAUGUCUACCUACAGGAGCAUAUGAGGGCGCAGAGAGAGGGGGCUUCAGCUCUUACUUUCUUCAAACUGACCAAAAAUUUCCUUUCUAUGAUUUCUGAGGGUCAUUCAAUAUCAGCUGUUGCUCUUACUCAAGUCUUUGAAGACGAAAAUAUGGUCAAAAGCUUAAUGGAUUCCCAAUAUGAUCUUGUUCUCACUGACCCAGCCUUAGCUACAGGGGUUGUACUGGCCAAGUAUCUCAAACUGCCCGUGGUUCUCAAUGUUCGCUGGAUCACCAGCGGAGAAGGCCACUUUGUAAUAGCCCCCUCACCACUCUCUUAUAUCCCAGUGCCAGGAUCGGGCUUAACGGACAAAAUGAAUUUCAUCCAAAGGGUCAAGAACAUGCUUUUUCACAGCAUUAUAGAGUUCCAGCAGAAAUUCCUGGUGGGGCCAACCUAUGAUGCCAUUUGUGAUAAAUACAUUGAAGGGGGCUGUGACAUCAUCUCACUUCUUCAGGAAGCAGACAUUUGGCU